This is a messenger RNA of Tricharina praecox, 2276 nucleotides long. Its product is annotated as fungal-specific transcription factor domain-containing protein. Gene Ontology annotation, biological process: DNA-templated transcription; regulation of DNA-templated transcription. Bases 188 to 2179 code for a protein of 663 amino acids. Gene Ontology annotation, molecular function: zinc ion binding; DNA binding; DNA-binding transcription factor activity, RNA polymerase II-specific. The record is from RefSeq and is a predicted model, not a curated record. NCBI's taxonomy places the organism in Eukaryota, Fungi, Ascomycota, Pezizomycetes, Pezizales, Pyronemataceae. The transcript has 4 exons.
CCUUAUUUGAGUGGUAGCGCAACAAUCGAGCCAUCACUCUGACUCUCGCUCUCCGCCCACCACUUUGCUUUCUUUUCCUGCUCGAGCAGCUUCCAAGAUUCCAAGACUUCGUCCAAGUCUCCCACUUGCCCCAACGGCUUGUCCGAAAUCGCACCACGCCCCCCCAAACGCCAACUAGCAAACUAAAAUGGCAACAGUCCAGAACUUUGAGGCUCAGGACGAAUACACCCACUUCACUGCUUGUGAUGCCUGCCGUAGGCGCAAAAAGAAAUGCGACGGCCGGAUUGCCGGUUGUCAGCACUGCGCAGCCAAAGGCCUGCCCUGUGUCUACACGCCGAAGCGGAGCAAGACCACCACCGCCGCCCCGCGCCGAACAACCGAGAUCCUCACGCACCGUACCGAAGACCUUGACGAGCGUCUAUGUCGCAUCGAAGCUGCCGUCUACAAGAACCUGAAACUCGGCGGUCUGGCGCAAGAGAGCCUCAUUCGCCACCGACGCAACGAGAGCAGCAGUGCAAGCGGCGACAGUGAUGGCGAUGGCGACAGCGAGAACAAGUCCGAGCUAUUGGACGCCCGGAUCCUCCCCGCACCGAUGGCCGCGUCGGGCCUUCAGGAAGAAGCACUAUCUCCGACACCCCGAGCGGCUGCAGUGUCACCAGAAUCCUCGGCAUCGUCGCCCAGAUUUGAGGGCAGAGUCGGAAUGGUCACGCUUCCCAUAAGCAAUGUUUACAUCGGCGCGUCGAGCCCGUUCUCGUUUAUUUCCAAAUCGGGCAUGAACUGGAUCGACGCGAAGCUUGGAAAUACAUCUUUCUCAGCACUCUUGGAGCGGGCUCAGGCUGCCUGCUUAUCUUAUAGCGGCCCGGAGGGGUGUUCAUUCGGGCUGGGUAUUCCGUUAACGACGGCGUUGCAGAGGAGCUCCGGCUUCGUGGAGACGCCCGAGCUGCGAGCCAUGUAUAUCCAUGAGUACUUUACGCAUGUCAAUUCCGUCACUCCAUUAUUUUCCGAGCACCUCUUCACCAAUCCAACACCUGCGCACCUCCGCAAUCACCGCACAUGGUCCGCUAGUAAUACAAUCGUCCUUGCCUUGGGCGCGCAACAUCUCGCGAAAACAUUACCGUCGAGAUCUAUCCAUUAUGAUGCCGCAUUCCACUACUACAACCUCACCUCCCGUUCACUACCCGAAUUUCUCUUUUCCAACAUACCAUCCAUCCCUACGGUACAAGCUCUGGUGGGGAUGGCGCUAUACCUGCAAGAAGGCGACGACUCCAAGCCUAUGUUCGCGGUACUCGGCAUCGCGGCAUCAAUCGCGGCACAAUUGGGUCUCCACCGGGAUCCUCGUCGUCUCCGCAUCACCGACGAGUUGACGUGCGAAGAGCGUGUCAACGCGUGGUGGGUUCUUUUCUGCAUGGAUAAAGAGCUAUCAUUGCGCUCGGGCCAGAUGAGCAGCAUCGCCGAGCGCGAUGUCGACGUACCACUACCUCCGCCAAGUACCCGGUUCGGUCAACGCGUUGAGCUGACUUGGGUCAUGGCCCGCGUUCUCCGCCUGCUAUAUGCGGCUGCGCCGGCGCCACCACCCGUCGUCGAGGCGCUGCAGCUGGAGCUCGAUCAGUGGCUGCAGCGCUCCGAUGACGUCAGGCUUCCAUUGAGACAAGUACUGGAAGGGGUGGCAGCAGAGGGCGGGAGCUGGGAGGCCAUGGCGUGCCUGGUCCGCGUACGCUGGAACUACUUUUGCGCGCUGAUGUCGGUGUGCCGACUACCGUCCAGCAGCGACACCGAUGCCGAUGUCGGCAUCGGAAGCGAAUCGGAUGACGAUGGGUUGAAGCUGAAGCAAUGGGCGCGAUGCGAGGCGGCCGCGAUGAGGGAUAUGCUCGGGAGCCCGGACUUCGGGCCAGCGAGAUUGCCGAAUCGUGUUGGCCUGCUGAUUCUCACCGGGGCUACGUGGGUGCUGUUCUCCGGCCUGGUGUGCAAGCCUACGGAGGGCGAGCGCGAUAGGGAUAAUGGCGAGCGCGAAGGCGACGACGACGAGGGCGACGUCGAAUUGCUAAGGAGUAUCAGUAGAUGUGUACAGGAGGUGGAGUGGGCGCCGGAGCAGUGUCCGCAGAUGCGCGUGUUGUUUUCGGUGCUGGUCAGUGGCAUGGUCGAGUUGGUCGAUGGGUUUUUUUCGAGGGGGAGGGGGUAGAAUUUGUAUUUUGCGUGCGUGCAUUCGUUCUCGGAUCGACCGGUGGGCUGGUGGGCUGGUGGGGGGGCACAUAUAUAUGGAAUUGAAUACUGCUGCC